AUGUCCUACUCACGAACGGCAGUCCGUUUCUUUACUGCACCUAAGCCUCUUGGGAAUGCCAUGGAUUCCGAUGCAGCCAAGCGCACCGCGGCUGAGUCCCAGGGCCACACUGUCGUGAGGCCAAAUGUGGCGCCCGAGCAGCCUUCGUCAGAGGCUGUGAAGGUCCAUACACCCAAGGAAAAGGGCCUGACCUUUGCCAAUCAAGAUUCACUUCCCAAACUCCCCAUUCCUGAUCUUGAGGACACAUGCCGAAGGCAUCUGGACGCUCUAUCCCCCUUGCAGACUAUUCGGGAACAUCAAGAGACCAAGGCAGCGGUCAAGGACUUCUUAAAGACCGAUGGACCUAUCCUUCAAGAGAAAUUGAAGACAUAUGCUUCCUCUAAGACAAGUUAUAUCGAGCAAUUUUCUGUCGUUCUCAAUCUUAACCCAUUCUUCCUGUUGGAAGAUGACCCAACACCUGCUCGAAACCACCAGGUCACCCGCGCGGCCUCGUUGGUAGUGUCAGCCUUAUCUUUCGUUCGUGCUGUUCGUAGGGAGGAACUUCCCCCGGAUACUGUUCGUGGCACUCCUCUGUGCAUGUACCAGUACUCUCGCAUGUUUGGAACCGCCCGUCUUCCGACCGACAAUGGCUGUGUCAUCAGUCAAGACCCUACAGCCAGGCACAUGGUGGUGAUGUGUCGUGGCCAGUUCUAUUGGUUUGAUGUUUUGGAUGAAAACAGCGACUUGAUCAUGACCGAGAAGGAUAUCUCGCUCAACUUGCACGUCAUCAUUGAAGAUGCGGCGCAGACUCCUAUCCAAGAAGCCGCCAAGGGAGCAUUGGGUGUCCUCAGUACGGAGAACCGCAAGGUAUGGUCAGGCCUGCGCGAUAUUAUGACCAAGGACGCCGCCUCGAACAACGCCGAAUGCUUGAAUAUCGUCGAUACCGCUCUAUUUGUACUGUGUCUCGAUGACACCGAACCUUCGAGCACGGCCGAGCUUUGUGCCAACAUGCUUUGCGGUACGAGCGAAGUGAUCAAGGGUGUUCAGGUCGGUACAUGCACCAACCGGUGGUACGACAAACUUCAAAUUAUCGUUUGCAACAAUGGCAGCGCGGGUAUCAACUUUGAACACACUGGCGUGGAUGGCCAUACCGUUUUACGCUUUGCCAGUGAUGUUUAUACCGAUACCAUUCUUCGAUUCGCCAAGACAAUCAACGGCCAGGCUCCAAGUCUAUGGGCUACUUCGAGCCCUGACCCUGCCAAACGUGACCCUCGCAGCUUUGGCAAUGUCAGCACCACGCCUCGCAAGCUGGAAUGGGACAUGACACCGGAACUGAACAUCGCGUUGCGGUUUGCCGAAUCUCACCUGUCCGACCUUCUAUACCAGCACGAGUUCCAGGUCCUGGACUUUGAAGGCUUCGGCAAGAACUUCAUCACAUCGAUGGGAUUCUCACCCGAUGCAUUCGUGCAGAUGGCUUUCCAGGCGGCGUACUACGGUCUCUACGGUCGCGUUGAAAAUACUUAUGAACCAGCCAUGACGAAAGUCUUCUUGCAUGGUCGGACCGAGGCUGUGCGCACCGUGACACCCGAGGCCGUUGAAUUUGUAAAGACAUUCUGGGGCGAGAACCCGGCAGAACAAAAGAUUGACGCCCUGCGCACUGCAACCCAGAAACAUACCGCUAUGACGAAGGACUGCUCGAAAGGCCAAGGCCAAGACCGCCACCUGUAUGCCCUGUACUGUCUUUGGCAACGGUCCUUUGACGAGGGCCUCUUCCAUGACGGCAGCUCUGCAGGUGGUUACUCGAGCCCCAGUGAUGGAAUGCUCUCCGAGACAUCGGAGGAUUGCUUCUCCUCAUCCCCCGCCAGCGGGAGCAUCCGCGGAGCGCGCACUCCUACUCCCCCGACACCUGCCAUCUUCAGCGAUCCCGGCUGGGACAAGAUCAACACGACCGUCCUGUCAACCUCGAAUUGUGGUAACCCGUGUCUUCGCCACUUUGGAUUUGGCCCAACGUGUGCUGAUGGCUUCGGUAUUGGGUACAUUAUCAAAGACGAGUCCAUCUCAUUCUGCGCCUCGUCGAAGCACCGCCAAACGGGACGAUUGAUGCACACGCUUGAAUCGUACCUUUUCGAAAUGAGGAAGUUGCUGCGCGCUACCAAUCGCAAGGCCGCCAGUCCACGGACGAGCCGUGCCCGAGAGACUGAAAUGCUACCGGAGCGCUUGCAGGCUGAUACCAAUCGACGUGGUCGGGUUGUCCGCGGGGAUAACCGCGGCGCGGACACACCGACUACUACGACGGAUAGCGGGGAAAUAGAGGAUGACGGGAUGGGUGGUUAUGGAUUCUUCGAUGCCGGUAUGCUUCUGCAUGCGCUUAAGGGCGUCAGCGCAGAGCGGGAACGUGGUGAUAAGCCCGAGAAGCGGAGAUUUGUUGGAAAGAAGCUCCAUCUCAAUGAAUAUUGA
Messenger RNA from Penicillium daleae, 2436 nucleotides. Its product is annotated as choline/carnitine O-acyltransferase. Gene Ontology annotation, molecular function: carnitine O-acetyltransferase activity. Gene Ontology annotation, biological process: carnitine metabolic process. The record is from RefSeq and is a predicted model, not a curated record. The transcript is spliced from 3 exons. NCBI's taxonomy places the organism in Eukaryota, Fungi, Ascomycota, Eurotiomycetes, Eurotiales, Aspergillaceae. Gene Ontology annotation, cellular component: mitochondrion. Bases 1 to 2436 code for a protein of 811 amino acids.